GUGAAGCCAACAGUGGCAGCUGCACCAGCCUGUGGUGCUUUGUUUUUUUUUAAUUUUGUGUAGUACUUAGCAAGUUGCGUUAAAUAUUUUCGAAAACCAAGUGUUUCAGAUUUGUUCCAUUGCAUCAACCGACGUCUGAAAGGAAGUAACAAACAAGAAGAGACCAUAAAAACCACAUUUUCUGCAGUACUCACGGAAAAACUCUACAGAUCUAAAGAUGAUGAAGCUGCUGUGCACGACGUUCGUGCUUGUCAGCAUGGGCGUCUUCGUCUCAGGACACUACUAUGGACAUGAUUAUGGUUUUAAUCCUUAUCAUCAUCAUUACCCUCACCAUAGAUAUCCACCGGCUCCGUGUCAUAGGCCGACUCGACCACCAACAACACAACCUACAACACCGCCAACAACACAACCUACAACACCACCAACUACACAACCUACGACACAACCAACCACAAAGCCUACUACACCACCUACCACACAACCCACUACACCACCAACUACACAACCUACCACUACUGAGUGCACCCAUGGCGGACAUGGAGGCGGUGGAUAUGGAUAUGGGCACGGACGUCCUCCAUGUGAACCAUCUACAGUGCCAUCAACUGCACCACCAACUGCACCACCUACUACACCACCAACCACACAACCGACGACCCCGGAGUGCACUUCUGGCGGAAAUGGAGGCAGUGGAUAUGGAUACGGACGUCCUCCAUGCAGAUCAUCUACUGCACCACCAACCGCUCCACCUACUACACCACCAACCACACAACCGACGACCCCGGAGUGCAUCCCCGAAGGACAAGGAGGCGGUGGAUAUGGAUAUGGGCACGGACGUCCUCCAUGUAAACCAUCUACUGCACCACCAACUGUGACUAAACCACCAACUGGAUCCCAUUGUGAAUGUGUGCCCUAUUACAACUGUCUCAGCAACAAUACCAUUAAUAAGCACGGAGUCAGCAUUAUUGAUAUUAGAUUCGACCAACCUAACCCGUGCGAAGACAUAAUGGACAUUUGCUGUAAAAUCCCCGAAAUCAGGGACAAUAAUACUUUACCUCUACCACCGAAACCACACACCCAAAGACUGUGUGGUGUCCGCAACAAUAACGGUAUUGACAUUAGAAUCACAGGAGACAUUGGAAAUGUUGCCAUGGAAGGAGAAUAUCCAUGGAUGAUUCUUAUCUCGACCAAAGAAACCGUGGAAAACAAAGUAGUUAAGAAGUACAAGUGUGGUGGUGCCCUCAUUCACCCACGCGUUGUCUUAACCGCAGCCCACUGUGUCGAUAAAUACAAUCCAUCGGAGAUCGUCGUCCGUGCAGGAGAAUGGGACACGGGUAACACCAAGGAACGCCUACCCCAUCAAGAUCGCGAUGUAAACUCCAUCAACAAGCACCCAUGGUACGACGGAAGCACCCUUGGAUACGAUUUCGCCCUCCUUAUGCUGACAGAACCGUUUGAACUCGCUGACAAUGUCGAACUUGUGUGCCUUCCAGAAAAGGACGAAGUGAGCGACAGCAAAGACUGUUACGUUACUGGAUGGGGAAAGAAUGCAUUUGGUGAGAAAGGAAAGUACUCUACCGUCUUGAAAGCAGUCAAGCUUCCUAUUGUACCAUCGCCCGAGUGUCAGAACAGGUUCAGACAGACCCGACUCUCAAGAUUCUUCGAACUUCUUCCUUCUUUCAUCUGUGCCGGCGGUGUUCCCGGCGCCGAUGCUUGCCAGGGUGAUGGAGGCAGCCCUCUCGUUUGCCCAUCGAAGAAAGACCCGAAACGAUACUACGAGGCCGGUAUUGUUGCUUGGGGUAUCGGUUGCAACGACGAUGUUCCGGGUGCCUACGCUAACGUAGCCUUGGCCCGAAAAUGGAUCGAUGAAAUUUUCUACCAGCACAAAAUGACACCAACUUAUAAACUGGAGUAGAAUGUCAAUGAACGUCAAUGACAUGCUCCUUGAAAAAAUUUCUUUUGCUGUACUCAGUACGUAAUAAAGAUACAUCAACUUAA
Messenger RNA from Copidosoma floridanum, 1995 nucleotides. Its product is annotated as phenoloxidase-activating factor 2-like. The record is from RefSeq and is a predicted model, not a curated record. Gene Ontology annotation, biological process: proteolysis. Gene Ontology annotation, molecular function: serine-type endopeptidase activity. NCBI's taxonomy places the organism in Eukaryota, Metazoa, Arthropoda, Insecta, Hymenoptera, Encyrtidae.